AUGGGAUCACCAACUAGCGACGCGAUAAACUGGUGGGCGGCAGCCCACAUACUCGCCAUCUUAGGUCAACUCGCCUUGUGUGUCGUCGGCACUGUAUCUUUUGUCUUCACUCGGCCAAAUAACUACAAUGGCCAUAUUCCAUCUGACGAUGAGUUUUGGGACGAUGUCGACCACCGCACCGUGAUACCCUGGGUAUCUGCAGCAGUAGGCGCUGCCACAACGUUCUUCAACAUCGUCUUGUUUAUUGCUCUGUGGAAAACAUAUGGUCCCGACAGGCAACGCCGUCUCAUGAGAUCGAUUGGGCCAUUCAGGAAUACAGUCCUAAUUGGAUCCUCAGUCCUCUCGCUGGUCCUUGUCGCCGAUAUAGCUCUUGCAGUGAAAUCAGGCUUGGCUCAUCGUAAUAGUAUAUGUGCUACAGCUUCCAUUGCCAGUGUCUUCAUCACCCUAACAAUAUGUAUGGAUUUGUUGCGGUUACGAAACCUCUAUAAGGACAAGAAGAAGGACACUUACAUCAUAGAACUCGGUCAGUUUAGCGGAGAUGAUAUGUCAGGACCCAUUGGAGCACCUCCUCCGUACGAAGCGGUAGCUGGAUCUCGGUAG
Messenger RNA from Annulohypoxylon maeteangense, 600 nucleotides. RefSeq lists its product as uncharacterized. The transcript is spliced from 3 exons. The record is from RefSeq and is a predicted model, not a curated record. Lineage: Eukaryota; Fungi; Ascomycota; Sordariomycetes; Xylariales; Hypoxylaceae. The coding region runs from base 1 to 600 and encodes 199 amino acids.